AAUUUCGCAAGCCACUGUAAAACAUAUUAAAGGUUUGAAUUGGGAAGGAACUUGUGUUGGGAGAGAGUUUAGUUAUUGACUAGACUGGUGGGGGUCGGGCAUUCAGGCCUUAAUAAAGACAAUCAAAAGUCUUUGUAUUUUUUCAAGAGUUGAUCAUAUGUUAGGCUUUUGGUUACAAGUGCAACAAUAUUUAUUAUUUAAUUAACUUUGAUCUAUUUCAGUCUUAUUAAUCACUUAAACAUAUUUAAUAAUGAUCUAUUACCUAGCUUGAUGACUGUGGGUAUUAUUUGCUUACUUUUUGUUCUAAAUAGUGGCAGCAUAUUGUAUUGUGUAAAAAAACAGGAAAUUAGCUUUAGAUGACCAAAACAAUUCUGGAGGAGGACCUCCAGACCCCCGCCAGGUUAUGUUCCCCCUACUUCUAAAACCUACGUUUAAUAGUGCUGCUAACCACACUAUUAUGGUUGGGGACAGUGGCGCAAACAUGCACAAACCUUUUCACAGUUAGAAAGAUGUAGUAUGCAUGCAUACUGAAAUGCUUUAUAGAAAGUGCAGCAAGUGCAUAUCAGCGGUCACGUAGUCUCUUCCCACAGCUGCUGUGUCUAACCUAUGAGUUUGAGGUCAGCCAGACUAAGACAUGCAUGUGGUUAUGCUCUAGUCUAGCUAGAAGUUUCAAGUUUCAAGUUUUAAUGUCACAUGCAAGUACAGUGAAAUGCCUUUCUUGCAAACCCAAAACCCAACAAUGCAAUAAUCAAUAUCAAUGUAUUCAAUAGAGGAACAAAUGUAGUGAUGGUCGCCCUGUAAGUAGGAUUCAUGUUGACUAGUAAUGUUUAAGCUGGAGGCCAAGUUGAGAACUCAACACUGACAUAUUGGGUGAUAGACAUAGUACUAACUGCCUGGUUAAGGACAUAACAUGAGAUCUGAGAUUUGAUUGGUCCCUUGCUGAAAAUGGAGGAGUCAUGGAGAACAUAGUUCUGCUUUGUUCUUUGUGUGUUCCACAGGAUGACUGCUCCCUGACACACCUGAGCCUGGCGGGUGGACUGAUGGAAGGCAGCGUGGCCACCUUCGCCAGGUGUCUGCCUUUCUGUCCCACCGAGGUGUCUGUUGACCUGUCAGAGAACCCGGCAGUGACCUCAGCGGGACUCCACAGCAUCCUCUCCACCCAGCGACCUUUGACCUAUCUCAAACUCCAAGUUGUCAGGUAGCCGGCCCCUGGGACAGUUUGGACGGCCUGUCAGAACAGGUCCAAGACCUGUGGCUGUGCUCCCUGGGGCUCAACAAACUGGACCAUGAGGCCCUGCAGCAGACCUGGGGCCAGAGGAGGCCCGGGGAAUGUGUCCUCUCCAGAGAUGUCAAGUGCCCUCUCACUACUUCCCCCUCACUGUGAGGAGGACUCCUUGAGUUCUCACACCCUUAAAGAUUGGUGUUGCUUGGAUUCCAAUGCGUACACUUGAGAUGAUUUACAUAUCAUUCCUGUUUUGGUGACAUGGGCUGCAGCCGCAGAUCUCGGCAUUAAUAUUUUGUAUGCAUUAUGUAGAUAUACUUAUUUCAGUGUGUGUUUG
This is a messenger RNA of Coregonus clupeaformis (lake whitefish), 1559 nucleotides long. RefSeq names its product tonsoku-like protein. The transcript is spliced from 3 exons. Lineage: Eukaryota; Metazoa; Chordata; Actinopteri; Salmoniformes; Salmonidae. The record is from RefSeq and is a predicted model, not a curated record. The coding region runs from base 957 to 1202 and encodes 81 amino acids.